Molecule: messenger RNA, 1972 nt
Organism: Musa acuminata AAA Group (dessert banana)
Lineage: Eukaryota; Viridiplantae; Streptophyta; Magnoliopsida; Zingiberales; Musaceae
Product: amino acid transporter AVT1A
Exons: 12
Coding region: 156-1790 (544 amino acids)
Biological process (GO): amino acid transmembrane transport
Cellular component (GO): membrane
Molecular function (GO): amino acid transmembrane transporter activity
Source: RefSeq, a predicted model, not a curated record
CAAUUAUAGCAAUCCGACGCAUCGUCGUCAUCUUGCAGCGGCGUCCUCACUCGUUGUUUUCCUGUUGCCGAGCGGCCGGUUUCGUCGCCAUUGUCCUUAAAUUCCUUUCUUUUAGGGUUCGUGUUCGAGAGCGGUUGGCGACACUCUUCUUCUCGAUGGAGAACUCUACCGCCCGGGGUGAGAAGGACGUCGAGCUCUUCUUCGAUGACGACAGCACCGAUGCAGACAUCGAUGAGGAGGUGGCGGAGUAUAAGAGCGAUGGCGAGAACGAAGAAGGGAACGAGGAAGAGGGUGAGGAGCGGGAGCGCUCCUCUUCGUUUUACUCCCAGCAGUGGCCCCAGAGCUUCAGGGAAACAAUUGAUUCGUACACAAUUUCUGCAUCACCAGCCUUUGGUUACGUUGGGCCUAUUCCAAGUCUUAGAUAUUCUAGUCUUGAUAUUCACAGUCAAAGUGCACAAGAUUCAGAUAUGAAAUUGCCUCUUUUGUCUGGUAGCAUAUACGAGAAACAAGAGUCAGAUAAGAACCUCAGGAGAUCUCUCACUUCCACACCUGAUGGAUCAGUCUCCUUUAAGGUGCAGUCUUCUGGUGAAGGAUAUAUUCAUCAUGGUUGUAGUGUGACUCAGACUGUCUUUAAUGGUGUAAAUGUAUUGGCAGGGGUCGGCCUUCUUUCUACUCCAUUUUCAGUGAAAGAGGCUGGUUGGGCUAGUAUGGCAUUGCUAAUUCUUUUUGCAGCUAUUUGUUGUUACACCGGCAUUCUUAUGAAGCACUGCUUUGAGAGUAAAGAUGGCAUUUUUAGUUACCCAGAUAUUGGAGAAGCUGCAUUUGGAAGGUUUGGACGCCUUUUCAUAUCUGUUAUAUUGUACACAGAACUAUAUGCAUAUUGUGUGGAAUUUAUCAUUUUAGAAGGCGAUAAUCUCAAUAAAAUAUUUCCUGGGGCUGCGAUCGAGUGGGCUGGAAUCCAUAUUGAUUCUGUUCACUUGUUUGGAAUGUUAACUGCUCUUAUUGUUCUACCAACUGUUUGGCUGCGAGACCUUAGAAUCAUCUCCUACCUUUCAGUCUCUUUUGCAGCUGGUGGUGUGGUUGCCACUAUUUUGGUUUUUGUCUCUGUCUUUUUUGUUGGUACCAUGGAUGGAAUUGGGUUCCAUCACACUGGUAAAGCUGUAAAUUGGGGGGGCCUGCCAUUUGCUAUUGGUGUGUAUGGUUUUUGCUUCUCUGGUCAUUCGGUGUUUCCAAAUAUUUACCAAUCAAUGUCAGAUCGGUCAAAAUUUAAUAGAGCAUUGCUAAUAUGUUUCGCUUUGUGCACUGCAAUAUAUGGCUCUUUUGCCACACUUGGAUAUCGUAUGUUUGGUGAUGGCACACUCUCUCAAAUAACAUUGAACUUACCAAAGCACACAUUUGCCUCAAAGGUUGCUAUAUGGACAACGGUAAUCAAUCCAUUCACUAAGUAUGCUUUAUUACUAAAUCCAUUAGCCAGGAGUUUGGAGGAGCUGCUUCCUCCAAGAACUGCUGAUACAAUAUGGUGCUCUAUUUUAUUAAGAACCACCCUCGUCGUUUCUACCGUAUGCAUUGCUUUUAUUCUACCCUUCUUCGGUCUUGUGAUGGCAUUGAUCGGUUCACUUCUCAGUAUACUUGUGGCCAUUGUAAUGCCCGCACUGUGCUUCUUGAAGAUAUUUAAGAACAAAGCUAAACCAUUGCAGAUUGUUUUGGGAACCACCAUUGCUGCACUAGGCAUCAUCAGCGCUGCACUUGGAACAUACUCGUCUAUAUCACGGAUAGCAAGCAGUUACUAAGGUCCAAGAAGAAUGGACAGCACUCAGCUACAUUAUUCCUGUAAUUUGGCACAUUUUCCUGCAGUUUAAUGUAAAAUCUUCUUGCUAAGUAUUGAUCUAUUUAAUGAUGUGGGAAUCUUUCGAUAAGUAUGAACAUUUAUCUCUCGUUUAGUUGAGUAAAAAGUUGCUUGUAAAAAAUCUUG